AUGUAUGCAGAUAUACCGAUUACGGAUAAUAUUCAACGUAUUAUGUUUGAAAUUGAUAUAGAUACACGUAUACAAAAUACAAAAGCAUAUGCUAGUAUUAGACAUUUAAGUAACUUUUAUGAUGAAAAUGAAGUAUUAAUUAUGCUUGGAAGUAUCUUCAAAAUUAAAUCAGUGAUAUAUAAUAAAAAAGAACAAAUGUGGAUUGCUCAUUUAGUAAUGUGUUCAGAAGAUGACUUCGAGCUAAGAGAUUUGCUUAAACAAAUAAAAAAGGAAACAAAAGCUGGUGUAACGUCAGUGGGAUUUUUAUUAUAUCGACAAGAGCUUCAUCGAAACUUAAAUGAUCACGAGAAUCGUGUUUCAUUUGGUAUGAUGGCUUAUAAUUUCGCUCGGCCAAGCAAGAUGGAAGCUCAACAUGUUAAAGCAAUAUUAUCUAAUGCUCAUAAACAACCCAGACGACGACAAUUUGUUCAACCACAAGAUACACGGGUUACAUCUUUUACAACAGCUGGUGCAGCCCAAAAUAUUUGGGAUAAUGAAUCUUUGAUUACAGUUAUGCUUGAUGGUGAUCCAUUUCGAUUCUAUACGAAUUGGAUUAUUCCUGGCAAUACUAUUCUACAACGUUGGCGUACAUAUCAUAUGGAACAAUGA
This is a messenger RNA of Rotaria sp. Silwood1, 648 nucleotides long. The record is from the annotation of a GenBank genome assembly. NCBI's taxonomy places the organism in Eukaryota, Metazoa, Rotifera, Eurotatoria, Philodinida, Philodinidae.